AUGGAACCAAACUCCACUUCAUCAACUAAUGCUACUGCAAAAAAUGCGAGACGGCGAAGAAAACUAAUAUUAGCUCAUAGGCGACGUCUGCGUAAAAAUUUGACCGGGAAACCACAAACCGUCGUGCUACAGCCAGUUUCAUCCCCCAUGCAUUACCAAACACAUUCACAUGACUGUGAUAGUUCCAUGGGUCCAAGACAUUUAUCAUCUGGAUAUGCUUUUACUACUUGCAUUGAAUCAGGGCAAUCUUCAAAUGCUGCUUCAGUUACUAGAAAAAGGAGGAGAGAAAUAUUGUCCAACAGAAACAAUGUUUCUAAUCACCCAAACAAAGAGAAUUUUCCGGUCAGCAAACAAGGUGUUGUAAGAACCACUCAAACACCAGCAUCAUCUCACCGGCUCCCUCUUUCUGCCAACCUGUCUAACCAUAUUAACAUUGCACCCUCCGAUACACAUUUACAUCGACAAUUGCCGCAAAAAAGGAGGAGAACAAUUCCCACUGCUGCCAAUAACCUGUUGGAAACUUUUAACCAAACCAUUCCCCAUACUUCCAAUACUGACCAUGCUUCUACUUCCAAUGCAUGCAACAAGACACUCAAUGUAACACCGCGUAUUGACAGAGCGGCUAAUUUCACAGAUGAUUCAUACUCUGACUCCGAAGAUGACGUGAACUUGGGAUAUUCUUCUUCUGAUGAUGAUCAAAGCAUUCACAAUGAUGAUCAUGUGGACUCACUUUUAGAACAAUACUCAGACAUAGGAGAUCGAGUUUGGGAUUGCCCAUUUUGUCAUGCCUCCAUGUGCGUUGCUGAUGGAAGAGGACCACCUACUUUACGCCUGCACGGUCAAACAUGUCAUCGAAUUGGGACGUUGAUGCCGGAAGCUGGAAAUGAUCCCCAAUAUGCUCAACUAUAUAUAUUUGACACUGACAAUGAAGUCAAUAACAGAAUGAAAUGUUUCAAGGACAAUGAUGCUCUCAGCAGGGAUAUUGUUCGUGAGUUAAAGGAUAUGUUGGACGAAUGCAAUCAUCAUGCAAAGGAAUUUCGAAUGGCAAGAGAUCUUUUGAGAGGAAAUGCAUUCUUAGACUUGAAGAUACGAUUGAUCAGUGAUAGGGCUGAAGAUGGCUGUGUGUACAAUACGCCUACUAUGUCAGAAGUGGCUGCUCUGAUUGUUGGAGAUAUCGAUCCUACAACACCGAGAGACAUCAUCGUCCAUGCACGCUAUGGCCAUUUGCAACAAAUAACUGAAUUUCAUCCUGCCUACUUAGCCUACCAAUACCCUCUCAUUUUUGUUUAUGGGGGGAUGGAUAUAGGAAAAAUAUACUACACAGAGGCAAUCACGUUGCUUCACUCAAGACGGCUUUUUCAACAGUUUUUGGUUGAUGGAUUUUCUAUGAUGGAGUCUGAACGUCUCAAUUGGUUAAGGACCAACCAAUCCAAGUUACGAGUUGGAAAAUAUAAUCAAUUGAACGAUCAAACUAACGGCGCUCAUUCGAAUUCAGCACCAAAGCGAGGAAAAAGGGUGGUUUUGCCAUCCACUUUUGUUGGGAGCAAGAGGUACAUGGAUCAGUUAUAUUUUGAUGGAAUGGCCAUUUCAAGUCAAUUAGGCUUCCCAGAUUUGUUUGUUACGUUUACUUGCAAUCCUGCUUGGCCGGAGAUAGAACGCGCUUUGUCCAGCACUGACUUAAAGCCACAUGAUAGACCUGAUCUCAUAACCAAAGUAUUCAAAAUCAAGUUUGACGAGCUCAUGACUGAUAUAACGAAGCGCCACGUCCUCGGCAAGGUUAUUGCAUUUAUGUACACAAUUGAGUUUCAAAAACGAGGAUUGCCACAUGCUCACAUAUUGAUUUUUUUACACCCUCAGAAUAAAUAUCUAACACCAGCUGAUAUAGAUAAAAUCAUAUCUGCAGAAAUUCCUGAGCCAAAUGUACAUCCAACAUUGUACAAAUUGGUCUCGGCCCACAUGAUCCACGGCCCUUGCGGUGCAGCGCGGAUGAAUUCACCCUGCAUGGAAAACCGAAAAUGCUCAAAAUUCUUCCCGAAGCGUUUCCAAGAAGAUACUGUUGUUGAUGCAAAUGGCUAUCCCCUAUACAGAAGACGGGCUAAUUCCCAUAUCAUCCAAAAAAAUGGUGUUUCUUUGGACAAUCGACACGUUGUACCUUACAAUACAACAUUCCUAUUGAAAUAUCAUGCACAUAUUAACAUGGAGUGGUGUAACCAAAUUACAUCAAUCAAAUAUCUAUUCAAAUAUAUUCACAAGGGAUUUGAUAGAAUCGGAGCAACAAUUUCAACUUCUAACAACGGAUCGGGAAACGACAGAGAGCCUGUUGAUGAAAUCAAACAGUAUCUGGAUUGUAGAUAUGUCUCUCCGAGUGAGGCGUGUUGGAGGAUUUAUUCCUACAACAUUCAUGGCAGGAAACCGACGGUCGAACAUAUGUAUUAUCAUUUAGUAGGUGAGCAAGCAGUUUACUACCCGGAUCACGCAAGAAUGGAAAAUAUUUUGGAAAAAUCAAGUGUAACGGAGUCUAUGUUUACUGCUUGGUUUGUUGCUAACGGGAAAUACGAGGAGGCAAGGUCACUGACAUAUGGUCAAUUUGUCACUAAGUUUGUUUACGAGAAAAAGAGCAGAACAUGGAAACCGCGGAAAAAGGGCUUCACCAUUGGUCGGUUAAUUUGGGUUCCCCCAACCACUGGAGAGUUCUUUUACUUGCGACUGAUGUUGACGGUGGUUAAAGGACCCUUAACUUUUGAAGAAAUUCGCAAAGUUGGUGACACACAAUUAGAUACUUUUAGGGAUGCCUGCUUUGCCAUGGGAUUCCUAGAAGAUGACCGAGAAUACAUUGGGGCAACACGCGAGGCGAGUGAAUGGGGUUCAGGUCAUUUUCUCCGCAAGCUUUUUGUAGUAAUGCUUUUGUCCUCCGCUGUUAAUAGGCCUGCUCAUGUUUGGAACGAGACAUGGAGUCUACUAUCUGAUGGUCUGCUGCAUCAGCAAAGACAAUUAGCUCACAAUACAGAUUUGGUGCUCACGGAAGAGCAGUUGAAGAAUUUGACAUUAACGGAAAUUGAAAAAAUACUGCAAGCAAAUCGAAGAAGCCUCGCAGACUUUAAACCUAUUCCAUAUCCUGAUGGAUACGUUCUACAACAGUUAGGGAACAGGCUGGUUUACGAUGAACGGAGUUAUGAUGUGUCUACAAUGAGAACCCAAUUCACGUCACUUUUCAAUGCGCUGACAGGUGAGCAAAGGUCAAUAUUUGAUAAAAUUAUGGCGUCUGUUAGAGCUCAAAAGGGUGUUGUGUACUUCCUACAUGGUUACGGUGGCACCGGUAAAACUUACAUGUGGCGAACACUAGCAAGUGCAUUGAGGUCCAAACAUGAUAUAUAUCUUACCGUGGCAACGAGUGGAAUAGCUUCUUUAUUAUUGCCCGGUGGUAGAACGACACAUUCUAAAUUCAAGAUACCUGUCCCAACAAUGGAGAAUUCAACAUGCAAGAUUGACUAUGAUGAUGACGUAGCAGACCUUUUACGACAGACAAAGCUUAUUAUCUGGGAUAAAGCACCAAUGGCACACAAACAUGCUUUUGAAGCACUCAAUCGAACUUUGAAGGACGUCAUGUCUAAGUACAGUAAUGCGAAGGAAAUCUUUGGUGGAAAGGUAGUUGUUUCCGGAGGUGAUUUUAGACAGAUUUUGCCUGUUGUUCCUAGAGGUGGUCGUUCUGAUAUCGUACAUUCUGCCAUAAAUGCUUCUUACAUAUGGCGCUCCGUUGAAGUUUUAACUUUAACACAUAACAUGCGACUGCAAUCCGGGCCAAAUGAAGCUGAAAAAAAGGAAAUUGCCGACUUCUUAAAGUGGCUAUUGCAAAUUGGUGAAGGCAGACUUUCUGAGCCAAAUGAUGGCUUUGCCGACAUUCAGCUGCCACCAGAACUGUUGAUCACAGAUUACACAGACCCAAUCGUCGCCAUCGUUAAUAGUACUUAUCCUGAUUUUAGCGAAAAUUACCAGUCUAACGACUACCUCAAAAGUAAGGCGAUACUUGCUUCUACGUUUGAAGUUGUUGAUAAAAUCAACAAUCACGUCCUUGAUCUGAUGCCAGGGGUCACCAAGGAUUACUACAGCUCAAACACUGUCGAGAGGUCUGAAAUUCACGACACCAAUGUAGUCAAUAUACUCACACCCGAGUUUCUCAGUUCGCUAACUACUUCAGGGUUACCUAACCACCCCAUUAGGUUGAAGGUAGGAACACCUGUUAUGCUUAUGCGUAACAUAAAUCAGUCGGAGGGUCUGUGUAACGGUACAAGGGUAAUGAUAACUAAGAUGGGAAACCAUGUCAUCGAGGCGAAAAUAAUGGCGGGAAAGGGUUGUGGAAACUUGGUCUACAUCCCUCGAAUGGAUAUGUCUCUCUCGCAAUCUCCUUGGCCCUUCAAACUCAAACGGCGUCAAUUUCCAAUAAUUGUCUCAUAUGCGAUGACGAUCAAUAAAUCUCAAGGACAAUCUCUGGACAAAGUAGGACUUUAUUUGCCAAGAUACGUAUUUACUCAUGGCCAAAUCUAUGUGGCACUGUCAAGGGUAACGACGAAGCAAGGAAUCAAAGUUUUGAUAUACGACAAAACCGACAAGUUGAAGUCUACUACUACAAAUGUUGUGUAUAAAGAGGUUUUCCAUAACAUAUAA
Molecule: messenger RNA, 4662 nt
Organism: Vicia villosa (hairy vetch)
Lineage: Eukaryota; Viridiplantae; Streptophyta; Magnoliopsida; Fabales; Fabaceae
Exons: 9
Coding region: 1-4662 (1553 amino acids)
Biological process (GO): DNA repair; telomere maintenance
Molecular function (GO): DNA helicase activity
Source: RefSeq, a predicted model, not a curated record